AUGGGCCGACAAAAGCGUCCCCUGGGGCCCGCGCGAAAGCGCCGGCGCCUGCUGCAGACUGUCAGGAGCCUGCCCCGGCAAGUGGAGCUUGGCUCUCUGGGGCGCUUGCGCUUCCAGCGCUACGAGGUGCGUGGCCGCACCGAGACGUUGCUUGUCGUGCGGGGCUUUGCGUCCCACGUGAGGCAUGAGGACGCCCUAUGCUGGGCGAAGGAGACCCCAUGGGGCUAUGACGGUUCUGCCGACGACAUGCAGUUCCUAACUCAGUGGCAGUUCCUCGACAUAGAGGAGCUUGCUGGGCUCUUGCAAUGCCGAGAUGCCGUCCGCACCGUGAACCGCCACGUGACCGAGGCAAGCAUGGCAAGCCAAAGCAGCCCGCUUAAUUCUUUGUUUUAUAAAACAAUAUCAAGCGUAUAUGUUUUAUAA
Messenger RNA from Symbiodinium natans, 423 nucleotides. The record is from the annotation of a GenBank genome assembly. Lineage: Eukaryota; Dinophyceae; Suessiales; Symbiodiniaceae.